AACUAAACCCAACUGAAAACUGAGCAAAAGGGAGGAAAAGUGAAAAUAAAUCCUGUUUUCACUCAGUAAAACAAGUCUGUCACUUCAUAAUUGCGCAGAGAAAAUUAAGACCGUAAUAAAGACUCAGGAUCUACAGAGCCUGCACACUUAUAACCAAGUGCUGAACCAUUACAUGAAGAUUUGACCUGUGACUCCGUCCUGUUGCAUCAGCUGAGUAGGUCUUAACCUUCAGCUGAGUUGUGUAACAGACAAGGGCGAUAUUCACAGAGCCUGCCAAGCCUGAUGGGAAAAAAACUUAUUAUGCAUACUUAAGGUGAUAUGUUAUAAUCACGCUUUUGUUACAUCGGUUAAGUGAAUUCUCCAUGGACUAUAAAUAUAUAAACUAUAAACUAUAUAAACUAAUAUAUAAACUAUUUCUUAUCCUUCUAUUCCAGGGUCAGGGGACUUGUACGGCAUGUGCCGCAGUAGCGGAAGUGCGUCACGCACCCGUGACUUGCUCUGGUAUGAAGGGAGGAGACAUGCGGUUGUCUUUGAACGUGGUUCACCCCGGUCUGUCAGUGCCUCUGUGCCAGUCUACCGGCUCGUUAAAUUAGCCCCCUUUCACCACCAGCGAUCAGCUACCUAAACCAUGAAGAUCUGGACCUCAGAGCACAUAUUCAACCACCCUUGGGAGAUGGUGAUUAAAGCUGCUAUGCAGAAGUACCCAAACCCCAUGAACCCCAGUGUGGUUGGGGUGGAUGUUCUGGACAGAGAAAUUGACACACAAGGACGCCUCCACAGUAAAAGACUGCUCAGCACAGAGUGGGGGCUUCCAUCCAUAGUGAAAUCUCUCGUUGGUAACGCACGAACAUACACUUAUGUUCAGGAACAAUCAGUUAUUGAUCCCAAAGAGCAGACUUUUGAACUUCAGUCUUCAAAUGUGAGUACUAAAAAUCUCGAACAGGGCCGUGAGGCUGUGGAGUGGGUUAUCAGGCGACUGAAUACAGAAAUUGAGGAGCUGGCAGCCACAGCACGUGGGACCAUACGCACCCCGAUGGCUGCUGCAGUCACAGAGAAAUGACACCCAACUCUGGUGUUCAGCUAAGUUUCAGAUUGGACUGCACAGCAGAACAGCCAGCCUCCUUCUAUGAUACUCUGGUCCUGUUUGGUGCUUUGGGGAUUUUUGUAUUAUUUAAGGGUACAAUUUGGCAUGUUGUGUACUUUUACCAGUUAUAUUCUAAGCCGGAGACUGCUGCCUAAAGGAGGUCUGAGUGUUUUCUAGUGAUGCGGCCUGGCGGGACUGCUUUGAUGGGGCGCUGAAAAGUUGGUGGCUCACUCAGGGACAUUUAAACACUACUGCCAUUUGUGUGUUUGAAAAAAGGUGCAAUGUGGAAGGACUGGAAACACAAGAAAUGUGCCAAUGCAGACGCUGCUGUUUGUCUUUACAAAUGCCUUCUCCAGGUGUGUUUUCAUCUGGCAGAAAUGUGUCAGAAUGCCAGCACAUCGUCUCUGGUCUGAGCUUCACGUUUACAGCAGAAAAACAGGUCAUGGUGAGACGUAAAGGAGUGACUGUAACAAAUGCGUACACUGAGAAAUGAUGGCUGAUAUUAGCCAUGGAGGCGGCAGGUCAAGCGCACCGAAUGUCACAAAUGCAUGCAAGCAGGUCAGAUUAAACGGUUUGGGUUAUCCACAGUGACCACAGUAAGGUUUAUUUGUGUAAGAGAGCCACCUCAACAGUGUUUUCGUAUGGGACCUCGGUUACAACAACAGACUGUACUAGGUACGAAUGCAAGCCUGAUACUAAACUGUACUGAUGUAAUGUAAUAACUUAUGUCAUUGGGGUAUUUAAGUGAAAUUAAGGGAUCAAAGUACUUGCCAUAUUUAUACUUUUAAAAAUGUAUAGUAGACCUUCUCAAAUGCUGCUUUAAUGUAACAUAAACAUGAAUCUGUUUACUGUGUAGAAACAAGGGUCAGACUUCUUUUUACAUACUAAACCUGAGGUCGUUUCAACUGAAGUAGUUUUAUCGGCACAUGCAUAAUCCUGUAAGCAUGAUCACUGAAUGCCGGGGCCGAAAGCUUCACACUUAUUACCAGUAAAAGCUGCUACAUGUGCUAAGCAAGCAUUUUGAUAAAACUGUUUCAGUGGGUACUCUGUGUUUGAGAUGGUCUCAUAGUGGGAAUCUGUGUGGCGAUGGUAAACGCACAACUUUCUGUAUAUAACAUAUUUAUAAAUAUUUUUUAUCUAUGUCAGGGAUAUUUAUUUUUG
Messenger RNA from Neolamprologus brichardi, 2245 nucleotides. Lineage: Eukaryota; Metazoa; Chordata; Actinopteri; Cichliformes; Cichlidae. The record is from RefSeq and is a predicted model, not a curated record.